Molecule: messenger RNA, 1903 nt
Organism: Lottia gigantea (owl limpet)
Lineage: Eukaryota; Metazoa; Mollusca; Gastropoda; Lottiidae
Exons: 9
Coding region: 7-1245 (412 amino acids)
Biological process (GO): ubiquinone biosynthetic process; isoprenoid biosynthetic process
Cellular component (GO): transferase complex; mitochondrion
Molecular function (GO): prenyltransferase activity
Source: RefSeq, a predicted model, not a curated record
CGAGUAAUGGCCGCACUUCGAAGCAGACUACAUCGAAGUUUGCUUCGAUUUCAACUGAAUUUAGCGGCAUGUCGAGAUGGACGCUGGUUAAGAAGUUUCAGAAAAUAUGAGGGAACAAACCUGAUACAUACAACUUCAAUAUUCGUUCCAUCUGCCAGUUUUAUGCACAUCCCCAUAUAUCAUCAACCAUCCUCAUGUUUACAAGUUCGUGUAUUUAAUAGUAGUAGCAUUAAAGAUGAAAUCCAUUCAACAACAAAACCACGGGAAAUUAUUGAUCCUCAUAGGCUGGUAGAAGAACAGAUCUCAUCUUUAACUCUUCAAAUCAAACAGGAAUUACAAGGUGCCAGUCAAGAAUUAUAUAAAUUAGUAGAAUAUUAUUUUGAUGGACAAGGUAAAUUAUUUCGACCAAUGGUGGUAUUAUUAAUGUCUCAAGCCUGUAAUCAACAUCAUGACUUCUCACAAUCAUUGAUUACAGAGGAUCAGAAUAAAAUAGCUAUGAUUAGUGAAAUGAUUCAUACAGCUAGUUUAAUACAUGAUGAUGUUAUAGACGCUGCUGAUACCAGGAGAGGAAAGACUAGUAUUAAUAUGGUCUGGGGACAGAGAAUGUCUAUAUUAGCUGGUGACUAUGUAAUAUCUAUAGCCUCUAUGUUAUUAGCUAGAAUACGAAAUGAUCAAAUAGUUAUAAUAUUAUCUCAGGUGAUUGAGGAUCUCGUUAGGGGUGAAUUUAUGCAGUUGGGAUCAAAAGAAGAUGAAAGUGAAAGAUUCACCCAUUAUCUCAGGAAAACUUUUAAAAAAACUGCCAGUUUAUUGGCAAAUAGUUGUCAAGCUGUAUCUAUUUUAGCAAAUUGUCCAGAAGAAGUAACUGAAAUAGCAUAUCAAUAUGGAAAAAAUAUUGGAAUAGCUUUUCAAUUAAUAGAUGAUUUAUUAGACUUUACCUCAUGUGAUUUAAUCCUGGGUAAACCUACUGCCGCUGACUUAAAACUAGGAUUAGCCACUGCUCCUGUUUUAUUUGCUGCUCAAGAUUAUCCAGAGUUAAAUUCGCUUAUAAUGAGACGGUUUUCAUUAGAUGGCGAUGUAGAAACUGCUAGACAUCUUGUUGCUAAGAGUGAUGGAGUAGAAGAAACAAGAUACCUAGCAAAUCAACAUGGAAGGGAGGCUAUUAAACAAAUAAAAUUAUUAAAACAAUCAGAAUCACAGCAAGCCUUAAUUAAUUUAAUUAAUACUGUGUUAACGAGGAAAAAAUGAUGAAAGUAGAAUUUAGUAUUCAUGUGUGAAUGAAAUUUAAAUAGAAAGUGCUUUGUGAUGGUUAUUGUUCUGAAGAGAAGAGAGAAGUAUACAGGAAUAGUAGAAUGGUAAUAAUCAAGUUGCUGUUCUGAGGCUUCUAGUUCAUUGGGGACUUUUGAAUUAUUCAAUAAACAGAGCUCAUAACCCUAAAUUUACUUGCAUCACAUGACAGAACUGUACUAUCAUUUGUCGAAGACAAUACAAUGACAAACACUGUCAACUGACUGUCCACCAGUGCCAGGUCAGAAAAUAAUCAAUUCAAAAAGUGAAACCAAAAUUUCUGAUAAUCAAUAUGGAAGAAAAGAUACAAUGUUAUGAUACAAGAAGUAUAACAAAUUUAAUGCGUAAGUCCUAUGUAUUGAUAUUAUUUUCAAAUUCACUAAACCGGAAUUCUUGAAACAAGGUGGGCAUGCCAGUCUAAUAACAAUUAAAAGGCAGCAGCACAUGUACUAAUGAACUAAAUGAAUUAUUUGUUGUCAGUUUUUGGCUGUGUAUUCUAUUGUUGGUCAGUAGAUGAAUCUAAGACUACGCAUUGUUGAGUUUUUGUUAUGGAGUAUAUGUACAGGAGAUGAUUUUGUAUUUGUAUCUUGUCUUUAUGUAAUAAAAUAUAAAAAUUUAG